CCCUACUGGAUCGGGGCAAAGGUCCAUCCUUAAGUGCAGCCAGCCGCUUCUGGGAAGCGCAUGAAGGCAGGCACAAGGGCGGCUGCUUGCCCCCGCAUCGGGCAUUCUGGGGUAGACUGCCCUGGCGCAUGGAGGCUCCAUAGGAAACCGCUAGCAUCUUACCCACACCUUUCCAGCCGCUCGUUAAUCCUCCCUCCUCUAAAACCCCAAACGGCCAAAGGGGCCACCGAAAGUCCAGCCUCUCCGGGUCUUGCCUUCUGCCUCCCACCGCUCCAGAGUGCCCCGGUCGCUCCUGCGGACGCUGCCUAAGAACUCGGGCGGGAUGGGCUCCAUCCGGCCGUCCAGCCUUUCUGGGCACGGCCCUUGCUCCCGCGCGCAGGCCUCCGCCGCCCUCCGGCAAUGCGCGCCCAGCUCCUCGGCGUCCAGCAGCGCCAGCUCCUCCAGCAGCGCGUCUCGCUGGGCCUGUCCCAGCUCGCCCCAGAAGCGCAACAAGUGGGACUGGCCGGCGCGCUCCAGCAGCGCCCGGAUCUCCUCUUCCCGGGGCGCCAUCGCGGCGGUUCUGCAAAGAGGGAGCCUUCCUGCAAUUUGCGAGAAAUAACUUUCGCGGGGGGGAGCGCGACCCCCGCAAGCCAACGCAGAUGGAAGGUGGACGGGGAGCGCGCGCCACGCCGUGGAACGUUCCCCGAGAAAAAACGGGACGCCACCUCAAGCUCGUCCCGCCUGCAGGAGGCGGAGGGCGCUUUUGCUCGCUCACUGCAGCACCUUCACCGCUCCCCCCUCCCCGAACCUUGGCCGGGAAAAAGAAAGUUGCAGCCAACCCGCAGCUAAGCAAGCAACUGGUAGGGGCCGGCCCAGGAGGGAGAGGAAAGGCGGGGAAUAGGUAGCUGACCCACCGGCCCACCCCCGGGCCUGAGAAACGCUCUCCUUCCGCAUCCUGUUUUCCUCGAGGAUGCAAAGGGGGCAGUUAAUAACUACCUAUUGAUAGUAUUGGUAGUAGGGGGGUAGGAGUCGGUGGAGCUUGCUUGUGUGAUCCAGCGCGAUCCUGUGCGUGUCUAUUUAGAAGUCUCUUGAGUUGGGGGGAGGGCGGAGGGACUUCCCGGUAAAGCCUGCCCAGGAUUGCACCCUGAUCCUUGACUAGUGUCUCCAUUUUAGUUAAUGACCGUGCCGAGCUAUUGAUAAUCCUUGACAAGCUCAACGUCGUUGUCAAUCAUCAUAUAAAUGUUAUUAUAAUGCAAUCCCACCAAAGGCUGAAAUGCAGCUUUUGAGGAGAGUCGCGAGGGAGGGGGAAUUAAGCCCUGCGCCUGCGCGUCAGGAAAAGCCAGCUCCGGCCAGUCCUGGGGUUGCUAAGGGGCCCCUUCCCCUUCUUUAUGGGGAAUCUUAUAAAAAAGAUUCUUUCCCGUCGACCGCGCGGAGGCGAGGAAAUCAAACCAGCUCGCCGCGCGCCUCAGCCAAUCCGCUCUGAGGGCCCCGAGCCGCCGGCCAAUGAGCGGGUGCUGGCGGCGCCGACGUCACGGACGGGGCUGUCCCCGCCCGGCCCUUUGGAACGUUCGGAGGGCAACUUUUGUUUCCUGUCGGGACUUUGUAGAGAUUUCGGCCGCGGGGGCAGCAAUGGCGCCGGUGCGCGACGGCGGCCCCGCCGCCACCGAGGGGCUCCCCCCGGCUUUCCUGCAGAGCCUGCGGACCCUCUUCGACAUCCUGGACGACCGCCGGCGCGGCUACGUGCACCUGCGGGAGAUCGAGUCCCGGUGGCUGCAGCAGGGCGGCGAAGCCAAGGAGCUGCCCCGGGGCGUCUUGCAAGGGCUGCGCCGGGCCGCACCGGCCAGCGGCUACCUCACCUUCGAGCGCUUCGUGCUGGGGCUGAGAGCCUCGCUCUUCAGCCCGGAGAAAGGCGGCAGCAGUCCCGCCGGCAAGCAGGCCCCGCCGCGCCCCGCCGCCCCUCCGAAAAGCAGCCGAGCGGAAGCCGAGGCUCCCGCCGGGUCGGAAAAGACUUGCGGGCGGGGCGCCGGCGGCCCCGCUUCUUGGAGCCUGGAGAAGAUGCCCAGUGGGCAGGCGGAGCAGAGCCAGCGCAAGCGAGCCGCCGUGGAUGGCAGUGGUGUCCGAAAGCUUGCCGGGCAGUCCCAGUACGAGAGCACCUCUAAAGUGGCAGUGGAUGUCCGGAGGCAGCCGAGAGGCCGUGGCGAGCAGAGAAGGCACACCAUCACCAACGGGGUGGACUAUGGCGUGCUGAAGCAGAUGAAAGAGCUGGAAAGGGAGAAGGAUUUCCUGCUGCAGGGGCUGGAGAUGGUGGAGCGAGCCCGGGCGUGGUACCACCAACAAAUCCACGUCCUCCAAGAGCAUCAGAAGCGGCUAGGCAAAGGCAAAGCUCAGAGUGACUCGUUUGCAGAGGAAACUCCAAGUCACCUGAGCCACCUCCUGCCCAGAUUGCAAGAGCUGAAUCGCUGUCUCUGUGAGCUGCUGUGUCUCUCGGCAAAGCCUUUGCACCAGCCCAGUGUUGUGAUGGGGAAUGGGCCAGCCCCUACUCUCACAGCCUCCCCUCCUCUAGCCGGGCCUCAGCAGGCCACCAAUAUGCUGAAGGAUCAGAACCGUCUCCUCACCAAGGAGGUGACGGACAAAAGCGAACGGAUCACCCAACUGGAGCAGGAAAAGUCAGCCCUGAUCAAGCAGCUCUUUGAAGCCCGUGCCCAGAGCAAUCAUGACUCCAACCAGCUGGACUCCACCUUCAUCUAAGUCCACCCUUGGCUUGGCACUAGUGGAGGGGGAUCAGCUUUUGAAUGCAGUGGACAACCCCCAGCCCCGCUCUGGCUACAAGCCACUUGCAGGCUCUUGUGUAGGUGUGAACAAGGCGGUGAUUUACACCUCUCCUGUAGACCCAUCUGCUCUUGGAUCUCUGGUUGCUUUUCGACAAAGGCCUGAAUUCAGGACAACGGACACCAUUUAGUUUUCCUGGCCGUUGGUAAAGGAGGGUUGGAGUGCCAGCCUGCCCCCCUCCAGUCAACCCUCUCCUGGAUCCAAGUUUGGUUCAGCUGGUGUUUCCCCCCCGAAAAUGCAACAGAUGUUUUGGAUUUUUACUUCCUGUCCUUUGACGCCAUUCCACUGAGCAUGGAUGCAGAGUUGGGUCCUUCACCCUGAUGUUGACACUCCAGCCUUGGCGAUGAAACUCCCAUUUGCCAUGGCCAGAAGUCUUCUCUUUGACGCAAGAAGCAAACUUAAUGGCGUUUCUCUCUAGAAUAUCUGUGACUCGCUGACAAACACUCCAAAUUUCGAGAAGGGCGUGUGCUCUAUGUUGAACGCUGAAAGCUGUUCUAGAAGUGAGAUUCAGGCCCUGAAAAUGAAGUAUUUAAUUGUCAGGAGUGGUUUUUCUCUCUGGCUUAAGAGGAGAGUACUUCUGAGUACAUGCAGAGUGCUGUUUCCACAGGACUCCUUUACUGCAGCUGGGCUUCAGGCUAAUUUGAACCCCAUUCCCAAAUGUGUGCCCUUUUUUUUCCUGUCGGUUUGCAUAAAAGCACCUCUGCUGGGUCACACCAAAGGCCAACCAGAUGACUUUUGGAGGUAUAUUGCCUCUGGUACUGGAGAGUCUUUUUUAGCUAUCAUGAUUAAGAGACUUCUCAUUUUGUAUCAAGUGGUUGGAGGUUUUCAAGCAAGCUUGGAUAUCUCUUGGACAUAGUUGGUGUAGGCUUAUCUUGUGAUGCUUGAUAUUUUUUAACCAACUAAGUUAAAAGUGGCUAACCAGUGCCCAACAGACAGCACCAGGCCCACAAUACAAAACCUCUCUCUUCUGCAACCUCAUGCCCUGCCAGGCUGUGGGAGUGCAGCAUGAGGUCAAGCAUCCCUUUGCAUUCCCCCAUGUGCCCUUAUUUUAUCCUCUACCUCUAAAAAGACUUACCAGCCACCUGUCUCAAAAUUUAGAUGCCAUUACUAAGAGCCGCUGAUACCCAGACCAAUUCAUGGAGGAAGAGAUGGCUAAAACCAUCUAAGCUAGCAGUUAUUGCUGCAUCUUGUGGCAGUGAGUCCCACAAGUUUAGCUCUGCACUGUGCAAAGAAUUCCUUUCUUAACGCCUGUGCUUAAAUCAACUGCCAAUCGGUUUCAGCGGAUGACCCUGAGGUCUAGCAUUAGGAGCGAGGGAGAAAAACCUCUCUCGCUGUCACUCUCUCUCUCACUCUGCACCAUGCAUCAUUUUUACAAACCCUGGAACUAAAAUGCCAAGAACUCAGGGAUGAGCUGGGUUGCUGUCUUUCAAAUGUUAACCCCCAUCUCCCCUUCUGGCAUUGUGCAAAACAUGUGGUACCCUCCACUGUUUGAAGACAGGAUACUGGGUGCCAUGCACUGUUGAUCCAAAUUGGACUGGUGUUAAUAGGGGUUAGGUGAGGUGUUUGCAUGAGAGCUUUUUCGUUUGGCAUUGUAGCAAUUAGUAGGUACGGAAUAGCGCUAGCCAGCCCCCUGCAAAGGUUGCGUGACUCCUUCCUAUGGUUGGUGCAGACCUGUAUAGAGGGGUAUUUAUCAGGGCUCAAAUGAGCACACAAUCUUGUACAGGUGUGUGCUUAACUUGGCUGUCCUUUUUUCUGUCUGAUUGCCAACAACGGGCACCAUGAAACAACUUUCAAAACAACUUACUGGACACAAGAGCGCUUCACCUGGGCCUUCUUACAGCUAUAUGUGGAGUACGUCUCUUGGAGUGGUGUCGAGACACCCCUAGAUCAGCUAGGCCUGGUCUAGCCACAGUAGCCCUUGCCAGGUGGACGUAUGGUGUUUUGUUUUUUUACACCACUACUGUGCAGGUGCCUUUACGUGCUGUUUGAAACUAUAGCUGACAUGUGUAAAUAAAUCAGGGCCAGUCUGUCCAUUUUGGGUUCUCUCUCUUUCUCACUUUUCCAGUCUUAAGUUCAGUUUUCCACAUCAGUUGACAAUUAAAAAAAAAAAUUCCUAUGAAAAUUCAUCCGCAUUCCAGUGCAAACUUCUCCUAAUGUACACAUUUUUGUAUGUGAUUUUGCCUACGAUACACAUUUUUGCAGAGGAUUUUUCCCAAAUAUAAUACAUUUUUUGCAUAUCAUUUUCACUUAAUAUAUGCAUUGUUUUUAACCACAGUAUGUGAAGUUUUGUACACAUUUAUUUUUUUAUUUUAUUUUCAUUUCAUUUAUAAACCGCCCAUAGCUAGUAGCUCUCUGGGCGGUGUACAAAACAGGAUUAAAAUACAAUAUUACAAUAAAAUCAAUAACAAAUAGCAGCAAGUUAAACUAAAAACAUAAAACAUUGAACAUUAAAAUGCCUGGGAGUAUAGCCAGGUCUUAACCUGGCGCCUAAAGGAAAGGACCGUAGGCGCCAGGCGUAUCUCCUCAGGUAGGCUGUUCCACAGUUCGGGGGCCACAUAACUUAGCUGGAGAACUAAGAAUUACUGCAAAAUUCAGAGAAGUGCAAAUUUCAAACGGUGGCUGCGUUUCAGUUCAUGUAGCAUUUUUGGAAAGUGUGGAUUAGGUAGCUUCGCCUUUAAAGGCAAACGGAAUCAAAUUAUUUCUGCCAGAGCCUUGUGGCUGAAUAUGGAGCUGGCUGGUUCAAAGCAGUAUGUAAAAUUCAGCAUCCCCUUCUCAUAUGUAGGUGUGCCCGCCAUCUUCCAAAGCUCCCUGGCCUUAACAGUCCCCUUCCUUCCAAUGGUACGUACUUUCUCUUUGACCUCUUUGAGGGGUUUCCUUCUUGCCACCCUCAUUUCUCAGCAUUUUGCCUCCUCCACCCACCUGUUCCUCAAUUCUGAUGCUUUUCACCCUUGGUCUUGGCUUAUCCCCCUUCCUUUUCUGUCACUCUAACCACUAUGCCAUGCUGGUGUGGUUUAGCCGUUAAGGUGCUGGACUACGACCUGGGAGACCAGGGUUUGAAUCCCCACCCAGCCAUGAAGCUCACUGGGUGACCUUGGGCCAGUCACUGCCUCUCAGCCUCAGAGGGAGGCAAUGGGAAACCCCCUCUGAAUAUCGCUUACCUUGAAAAUCCUAUUCAUAGGGUCGCCAUAAGUCAGGAUCGACUUGAAGGCAGUCCAUUUCCAUUUUGAUUUAGGAUGUCUCUGCAAACAGUCAUUUUGUGCCGUAAUGUGGCUAAGGUGCUUUGUAGAGAUGCCUCUCCUUUCUCCAGCUGCUACGGGCGUUGAGUCCCCCUCCCCAAACAUGUUUACAUCUGUAUGUCAUUUUGGUCUUGUAUGUAGCAUUUGUAACUGUUGCCUGAAGUUCUUUUAUACUUGUUAAAAUGUUUUGUGACCGUGGAGAAGUGUUCUCUUUCAAUCCCAAAAUAAAAGCUGAAAUGAGCCUAAAACAACUACUACAUCAUCCAC
This is a messenger RNA of Rhineura floridana, 6311 nucleotides long. RefSeq names its product suppressor APC domain containing 2 (gene SAPCD2). NCBI's taxonomy places the organism in Eukaryota, Metazoa, Chordata, Lepidosauria, Squamata, Rhineuridae. The record is from RefSeq and is a predicted model, not a curated record. The transcript is spliced from 6 exons. The coding region runs from base 1483 to 2727 and encodes 414 amino acids.